CUUUUUCCUAUGGAAAUUAUAUUACAUGCGAAACAGUGCGUAAAUAUAACCUACAAAAUUUAACCUUAAUUUGCAAUCGGCGUGAACCAUUAAUAUUCACAAAGUUCAUAUAAAAUGCUUUCAAAUCCACAAGGUUUCCAAGUGUUGCCAUUGAGAUAUUCCGCCUCAAGUUCAAGUAGUCACCAAAUCUAUUUUAAAGAACACUCAGUUAGAAAUCAAGAUGAAACCAAACCUCCUGGAAGAACGUUAUUUGUUUUAAAUAUACCACCAUAUGUUACAGAGGAUAGUUUAAAAGAAGUGUUUUCUGUUGCUGGAAAAAUUCAAAAUAUUUCAUUACAAAGUUCUACAAAUGUUGAGGAAAACAAAUCAAACAAUGGUUUUAAAUUAGGAUAUAUUGUAUUUAAAAAACGUGACGACUUACUAAAAGCAUUAAAACUUAAUAAUCUUAAGCCAUUGUCUACAGAAACAUGUGUUUUAAAAACAGGUUUGAGUAAAUGGAAAGAACAGUAUAAUUCAUCAAUUUGUGGCAGUAAAGAGCUUUCAAAAGAAAUUAACAAUUAUUUGCAGAAACUUGAAAAAUUGGAGAAACAAAAUCAAAAGAAAACUGAAGUAGAUGAAGAUGGAUGGACUGUUGUUACCAAAAAGGGAAGAAACCCUGGUGUAUCUCGUAAGGAAAGUGUAGAACUGAAAUUGAAAGAAAAAAUGGUACAAAAAACAAAGAAGAAAGAGUUACAAAACUUCUACACUUUCCAAAUUCGUGAAUCAAAAAUGAAAAAUAUUGCCACUCUUCGUAAGAAUUAUGAAGAAGCUAAGAAAAAAGUAAAUGCCAUGAAGACUGCAAGAAGAUUUAAACCUUAUUAAGACAAUUUAACUUUUUUUUACAACUGUUGUGACACCUUAAAAUGUAUGUUUUAUUGUAUAAUUUUUUAUUAAAUAAAAAAAUGUGUUUUAUA
Aethina tumida (small hive beetle) is the source of this 953-nucleotide messenger RNA. RefSeq names its product ribosomal RNA-processing protein 7 homolog A. The record is from RefSeq and is a predicted model, not a curated record. The transcript has 2 exons. Gene Ontology annotation, molecular function: RNA binding. Lineage: Eukaryota; Metazoa; Arthropoda; Insecta; Coleoptera; Nitidulidae. Bases 115 to 861 code for a protein of 248 amino acids. Gene Ontology annotation, cellular component: CURI complex; UTP-C complex. Gene Ontology annotation, biological process: ribosomal small subunit assembly; rRNA processing.